This is a messenger RNA of Aspergillus mulundensis, 1569 nucleotides long. RefSeq lists its product as uncharacterized. The transcript has 2 exons. Lineage: Eukaryota; Fungi; Ascomycota; Eurotiomycetes; Eurotiales; Aspergillaceae. Gene Ontology annotation, biological process: transmembrane transport; carbohydrate transport. The record is from RefSeq and is a predicted model, not a curated record. Gene Ontology annotation, molecular function: carbohydrate:proton symporter activity. Bases 1 to 1569 code for a protein of 522 amino acids. Gene Ontology annotation, cellular component: membrane.
AUGGCCCCUAGCACACUGGACCACCGGCCGAAUCGGACCGUUGCUGAGAUCCUGGCAGCGGAGGAUGGCAAAGGCUGGCAUAUGAAUCCCUCGCUCAUACGCCUGUACAGCAUCCUUGUCCCUGCCUGCUUGAUGAUAUGCGUCACAAACGGAUAUGACAGUUCCUUACUAAAUGGCUUGCAAUCCGUACCCAACUGGCAGGAAUACUUCGACCACCCAACGGGAGCUAUCCUGGGCUUUAUGUCGGCAUCGUACCCCCUCGGCGCCAUCUUGUCCACCCCGUUCUCGGCCAUCAUAUCCGACCGCUACGGCCGCCGAUGGUCCAUUUUCAUCGGCAGCAUCAUCAUGAUUGCUGGGGUGGCCAUCCAAACGGCCUCAAACAAUUUGGCCGCUUUCAUCACCUCUCGAAUCAUCGUCGGCUUUGGGAUCACCCUCGCUUUGACGGCAGGGCCUGUUCUGAUUUCCGAGCUGGUGCAUCCAAGCCAUCGAGUCUUUGUCACGGCGCUCUAUGCAACAACCUUUUACAUCGGCUCACUGAUAUGUGCUUGGGUGGUGUACGGUACAUUGGAGAUUCACAGUUCCUGGUCUUGGAGAACUCCUACGCUACUGCAGGGAAUGCCAGCGGUUUUCCAAGUAGCUUUUAUCUGGCUGCUCCCUGAGUCUCCUCGAUGGCUUAUCCACAAAGGGCGGGAAGAGGACGCCCUGCAGAUUCUCGUCCAGUAUCACGCCAAUGGAGAACAGAACGACGAGCUGGUGGUUGCCGAGUACUACGAGAUCCGAGAGAUACUCCGCGCAGAGCAAGAGGUUGAAACAAACAGCCUCAAGCUCUUCUUUGCCACGCCCGGGAACCGCAAGCGGCUGCUCAUCAUUAUCAUCCUCGCUGUGGCCGGACAGUGGUCGGGCAACGGACUGGUAUCAUACUAUCUGUCGAAGAUCCUGCAAACGAUCGGCAUCACAGAGCCAAGGGAGCAGCUCAAGAUCAACGGCGCCAUAACCUGCACAAAUUACGCCACGUCUGUCCUCGCCGCCAUCGCCGCAGCGCGAAUCGGCCGGCGCUGGCUUUUCGUCGGAGGCGGUCUUGGAAUGUGGCUGACAUUCAGCGCUCUCACCAUCGGCAUCGCGGUGUACAACGAGCUGGAACUGGACGGAGCCGGUAAAGCAGCUCUGGCAUUCAUCUUCAUCUACUACACCACCUUUAACCUGGCCCUCAACCCAACGCUCUACCUGUAUCCAUCAGAGAUCCUGCCUUUUAAUCUCCGGGCCACGGGGAUGAGUGUCCUGAUCUUCACGAACAAGGCGGCGCUGUUCUUCAACCAGUUUGUGAACCCGAUUGGCAUGGACGAUCUGGGCUGGAAGUACUACCUUGUUUACGUGGCUUGGCUGCUUGUUGAAGUUGUCCUGUUUUAUCUCUUCUUUCCGGAGACGUUUGGGAAGACGCUGGAGACUAUCGCCGAGGUUUUUGAUAGACCGACGGGGGAGGCGGAAAGUAACUCCGAUGAGAAGGAGAAAGAGCCCAAGAUGGGGGCUGUGCAUGUAGAUAGUGUUCCUGUGCAUAAGCAGAUGGUCUGA